Molecule: messenger RNA, 1133 nt
Organism: Brassica rapa (field mustard)
Lineage: Eukaryota; Viridiplantae; Streptophyta; Magnoliopsida; Brassicales; Brassicaceae
Product: AUGMIN subunit 2
Biological process (GO): microtubule organizing center organization; spindle assembly; microtubule nucleation
Cellular component (GO): mitotic spindle microtubule
Source: RefSeq, a predicted model, not a curated record
AGCUUUUAAUCAUUUUUAUUUCCCACAACCGGAAAAGAAAAAGAAAAUUUGAAAUCGAAGUUUAUCACCGGAAAGCUUGUGGAGAGAUGUCGAUGGGAAGCGACUCGACGUGGGUGGGGAAGAAACCGAUCAGGCGCAUCGGUGGCUUCUCUGAUGCUCUCUCCAUCGCCUCCGAUCUCGGUUACGCCGUCGCCCCUCCUCCCUCGCAGGAAGAAUCACAAAGCUUGGACUCUUCAAAGGGUGAUGAUUUGAUAAGGGUCUUGCGGGAGUUAUCUGCUGUGCAAAGGAAAAUUGCUGAUUUUCAGGUCGAACUUCAAGGGAGGAAGGAUGAUAAGAAUGUGGCACAUUUGACUCAUGUGAGUGAAAUGCAAAAGAAAAUCGAGACUCUUUCAAGGAUUACUCAAAUCUUGAAAGAUGUUAUACAAAACAAGGAUCGCAUCAUUGCUCGUCUCCAACAACCUUAUUCACUAGAUUGUAUUCCAGUUGAAGCAGAAUAUCAGAAACAAUUUUCAGAGUUGCUGAUGAAAGCCGCCAGUGAUUACGGCGCCUUAACAGCAUCAGUGUCUGAUUUUCAAUGGAGCCAAAACUUCAAAGAACCUCCUUCCGUCUGGGGGGAAAUGCUGCGUCCGGUACCAGUGGCACUAGCGUCAUGCACGAGAUUCUUCGAGGCCAUGACUGCGAUGAGAGAAUCAUUCGCGACUCUUCAAGACCUUCGAGUUGGUAACUCUGCAGCUUCUUUACCAACAACACCAGGAAGUAACGAAACGCCACAUAGAGACUCAGAUUGCGUGACUCCACCUCAAGGGAGAACAGAUUCAAGCUUCGACGACUUAGCUGUUCAGGCCACAAGGAGACAAAUCCAUGAUCAAAAUGAAGCUGAAGGCGAAGAAGAUGGUAAUGGCAAUGAGAAUGCUCAACUUGACCGGAGACUAUCAUGGCCUCCUUCGGUUAAGAAGAGUGGUGUUUAAGCAUGCGGUGUUGCUUUUGCUUGAGGUUCUUAAUAUCGAUUGUGUUUUUGUCUUUUAUGGAUUUGAAAAUCUUCGGUGAAACUUAAAAGUAGAUUAAAAAUCUUUACUAUUAAAACAGAACCAUUUUAAAAAAAUCUACUUAAAUAAGGUUGUUAGAGUCUUUCA